Messenger RNA from Cyclospora cayetanensis, 2835 nucleotides. Its product is annotated as treacle protein. The transcript has 7 exons. The coding region runs from base 1 to 2835 and encodes 944 amino acids. The record is from RefSeq and is a predicted model, not a curated record. Lineage: Eukaryota; Apicomplexa; Conoidasida; Eucoccidiorida; Eimeriidae.
AUGCACGAGUGCCUUCCGUGUCGACGGCGGCGCUGGCUCGGGCCGUCCCCGCCCUUCUGCUGCGCCACAUGGGGGGUGGAAGGAGGAGCAAAGGGGCCCCCUGCAGGGGGCCCCUUUGCUCCUCCUGCUGCGUCAGAUGUAGCUGCGGCUUCUGCCGCCGCUGCUGCUGUUUCCGGUGCAGUGGAUGUAGCCAGACAAAGCGUCCUAUUGCUUAGCCCCGCAAAGAGGCAGUCCUUUGAAGAGAACCCAUCACGUGUAGCUGCAACAGCAGCAGCAGCUGCUGCUGUUGUUGCCGAAGCUGCAGCAACAGCAAGGAAACGCAUUCCGUCACAGUCCUAUAGUGGGUUUGAUACUGCUGAAAGUGCGGCGGCAGCUUUUGCGGUUGCUGCCGCAGCAGCGAUAUCAAGAAAAAGUCUUUUAUCAUUGCGUUGUAAAAGCAGGGUUGGUCCUACUCCUCCUUUUCUAGCACGUAAUUCAGCAGCUGCAGAGGUGGUGACAGAAACGAGCUGGGUAGAUAGAAAUGACGACCAAUGCCAAAUAGUAAAAGAAGCACAGGCAGAAGGUGCUUCUGCUGCUCGCGAAUUCAAGGAUCCGACGGAAGAUAAGAGCAGCAGGACAGCACAUGAUCCCUCAAUUGGGGAUUUUUCGUCGAGCUCUACCGCUGCGUCUGCGGCUUCAGUUGUUGCUGCAGCAGCAAAAGCGGCGAGAAAGAGCCUCACGCUGCUGCCAGGUAGUGAGGUUGCUGAAGCAGCAAAGGCAGCGCGGAGCAGCAUCUUGCAGCAAAACUCUAGAACUUCAGGUCAGACUAGCGCCGCCGUUGCUGCUACCACUAGUGUAGCAGGAGCAACGGCUAGGCAAGGCCUCGUGAUUGAGUCACUAGUCGUCUUGCCUUCUGGUCCCUUCGCCAAAGCAGCAACUGCUCUUAGUUCCGGCCCAUCCGAGCAGAAGCAGCACGAAUGGAAAGCACACGGACAUAAGCAUUGUCCUCAGAGUCACGACAAUCAGCUUUGGCAGAAGACCGAUGAUUCAGAGACGCAAGAACAGGCCGUUGCAGCGGCACCUGUCCAAACACCAGAGGGACGAACACCAGUUGCACCUCCAGCAACAAGUGCAGCGGCCAUCACAUCAGGACUUCCCGGUAGGGGCAUCAGAUCUGAUAGAGCAGCAAAGAGAGAGUUCAGCGGCACAGCUCGAACGGGAGAACGCACCGCACAGGCAGACGCGUCAGUGGCAGCAGCAGUUGCAAGCGUAUCCGACACCAUUGCGGCUGCAACACAUCAAGAACAGCAGCAACAUUCUUCGUGCACUGUAGCAGCCAAAAAGAUGAGUUCUCUCGAGGCUGCUGCUGCUGCGCUUCAGGCAGCAGCGGCGUCAACAGCAGCGGCAGCAGCCGCGGAACAGGCCGAAAAGGGGGAUUAUACAACAGCAGGGGCUGAUGCACAAGAUGCGGCAGAGAACCCUGUUUGUCUGCGGAGGCUUUUGAAGGAGCUGAGGUUGUGGCAGCACCAAGUAAUAAGCCGUGUGCCUCAGAAGGCUGCAGAGCCUCAGAGGCGCCUAGGCAAAAGCAGUACCAGGAGCAGCUGCAAGAGAAGGGGUUCCUCUGCCCCCACACCAAAUGGCCUCAGCGUCUUUUCCUGCGUGGACAGACCCUUGACCUCGCCUGGCGUUGAGUGCAGUGCUGCUGAUGCUGCCCCUCCAGCAGCGGUGGCGAACGCACCCGAUGACUUCAUCAAAGCCCGAGAGAGGAUGGCAGCAGAAGCAGCACCUCCAUCUCUGCAGCCUAGAGCUCCUGCAGAGGUGCUACCUGCAAAGGGUAAUAUGACAGCACAAAUGGCCGCUGCCGCUCCCUCUUCCGAGGCUUCAGCCCUGCUGUCUGAGCAGAAUACCAAAGGGCCUCCGCCUGCGGGAUGGGAGCAAGAUCCACAAUAUGUGCGAAUAGUCGGUAAAGCAUCUGCUGAAGUGCUUGAUGUCACUGGCACAAUGGACGCCGCAGAAAGACACUUGAAAAUGGGCAUGGAUCAGGUUUCCGCAUCGUGUAGCACUCCCGACAUAGAAGAACAGGCAGUUCUUGCUGGCUUUGCCGCUUGGCAGCAGAAGCAGCAGCGUGCGCAGCGGGUGGAAUGUACGGGUUCAAUCUUUCCGUGGGUGGGGAGACAUAGCAGAGAAAGAAUGUCUUCCGCGCUUUUCUGCAGCAGCAAUAGAAGCACCAGCAAUCUGGAAGGUGUGUUCAGGCAGCAGAAACAGCCCCCUUGCGGCAGUAAAAACAACGGACGAAGACUGCGGCCGUGGACCUGUGCAAGCGGCCGUUCCUUCGCUUCUGCACCUCUGCCUCAGCAGCAAACGCAGCAAGUGCUGAAAGAGUUGGAAGAGCAAGAGCAGCAGUGCACUGUGCAGGGAAACUAUCUUGGGGCUUUCAGGUUUCAGCAGCAGCGACGAGAACAACUGCUGAAGCGGCUACUGCAAGACGGAAAGACGGCUGAGCGGAAAGAAGCGUUGCACAAAGUAGCACAAGCGAAUUGCUGGGCUGCCGCCCUCCAUCUAAACAAAAAGUAUAAAGCCGUUUCAUUUGGUGCGAAGUACCUCAUAUGCCAUGUCACCACCACAAACAACCUGCCGAUCAAGAAGAUACCCAUGCAACACCGUACACGAGGGUCACUGACGCCCGAGGAGGUGAACAAGAGGGAGGCGGAGCUUCAAGACACGCUGUUAGCGACGCUGCAGCUCACCAACACUAUCAGAGAGCAGCUUGAAAUAGUCAAGUCUAAAAGUCGUGGGCAGCUCUCUUCAGUUUCAUACCGAAGGGGGCAGUUUAGAGGGCCCGCUGGCCCUCCUUAA